Molecule: messenger RNA, 1825 nt
Organism: Habropoda laboriosa
Lineage: Eukaryota; Metazoa; Arthropoda; Insecta; Hymenoptera; Apidae
Product: forkhead box protein D3-like
Exons: 1
Coding region: 300-1373 (357 amino acids)
Biological process (GO): anatomical structure morphogenesis; regulation of transcription by RNA polymerase II; cell differentiation
Molecular function (GO): DNA-binding transcription factor activity, RNA polymerase II-specific; RNA polymerase II cis-regulatory region sequence-specific DNA binding
Source: RefSeq, a predicted model, not a curated record
UGUGACAGUCGCCUCGUUAAAAACAUGUCGCAGGUGGAACUCUCGUGUCAUAUUGUUCAGUGAUUCCAUUCAUAUGUUCAUCAGAAUUUCUACGGGAAAUGUUACAGAACCAAUAAUAACAAAUCUACUUUAACAAAAGUACACGUGUUCGUAUUUAUAAAUGUGAACGAAUCAGUGAAAAGGAAAGAGCAUCAACAUGAACGACAACGAAGAUCUCCAGCAGCAGCGGGUCUCUGUGCAUCGAAAAAAUUGAACUUCAGUGAAAAUCGACCAGCCAAUGUGCCCAUGAAGCGAUCACGAUGGAGCCGCGUGGGAUGAUGAUGUCGAACCUGUCGUGCGAUGGCUGCGCGGACAGCGACCGCGAUUCCGACAGCAGCAGCAUGAUCGUCGACCCGGUGAGCCUGGACAAGAACGACUUGUCACCAUCACAAUCAUCAUCCAGUCCAAUCAUCCCGAGUUCUCCUGUUCCGACGUCCACGGCAUCCUCGAGGAACCGUGGCGGAAGUCGUAGCAAGAAGAACUACUCGAUGAUGUCUGCCAACAACCAACAAAAAAACAACAGCACAGGUCAAGCAUCGUCCUAUAGUAACGACAAAAUGUCCUCGUCCCUGAUCAAACCGCCAUACUCCUACAUAGCGUUGAUCACGAUGGCUAUCCUCCAAUCACCGCAGAAAAAAUUGACUUUAAGUGGAAUCUGCGAGUUCAUCAUGUCCAGAUUCCCCUAUUACCACGACAAGUUCCCCGCCUGGCAGAAUUCCAUCAGACAUAAUCUGUCUUUAAACGACUGCUUCAUCAAGAUACCACGAGAGCCUGGUAAUCCUGGAAAAGGGAAUUACUGGACUCUGGAUCCGUUGGCUGAGGAUAUGUUCGAUAAUGGAAGCUUCUUGCGUCGUAGGAAGAGGUACAAGAGGCCUCCGCCACAUUAUGUUCUCCGUGAUCGUGCAAUCAUGGCGACUUUUGCUAUUUGUGGCGAUCGGGGACCUUGUCCUGGUGGUGGUGGAGGUCAUCCAGGUGCUCUGACUUAUCCUAGUGCAGCGUACUUGUCUCCUCCGCCAGGUUUGCCAUUGUUAGACUUCUCUCCUUCGACCUUGGAGGCUCUGAAGUUAGGUGGCUUCUUGGAACCACCGCCACCAUUGUACAAACCGGUACCAAUCACUGCACCACCGAUCAGGCAAAUGGACCCCGCGCCAACGAGGACCACCGUGAUACCCAGCAGCCAUCCGCCAAUGGACAAGAAAAGGAACUUCAGCAUCGACGCUCUGAUUGGCAAACAGGCGGCUAGCGAUCAGAACUGUGGAGGUUUGCUGGAUCUCAGCCCGUCGGAGCACAGAGAGAUCAGGAGUCAGGCGUCAGCCUUCUCUCCUCUGGUUUAGAAGAGUCGUUCUUGACUGUUUUUUUCUUCUUAUUUUUUUUUUUUUUUUUUUUUUUGAGAAAAGUGAAAUUGAGGGAGUGGAGUGAUGGAAUUUGUAUAGAGGGAACUAUUUUUUCUGGUGAUUGGAGGAUUGAGUAUCAAAGGAUUCUGGAGACUGAGAGGCAGUGAUUGAAAUGGAGGAAAUUGAAGAGGAAGAGUGUAGGUAAACAUUUCCAAGGAGGAAAACAUCGACGAUUCACCAGAGUGAACAGUGAUAAAUGAUGGAAAGUGAGAGAAGAGAGUUACAGCUACCAAAGAAGAGGAGAGCACGACGAAAGCCAAAGACUCAAACUAUGACGUACUUGUGUAAAAAACAGAAACAAAGGAGAAAUAAAAAAGGACGUGAAACAGGACGAAGAAACGAGUAAUUGUAAAAAGGUGUAGUGCAAUAGUGUAGUGGUUGAUUUAAGUAUU